Messenger RNA from Tripterygium wilfordii, 1041 nucleotides. RefSeq names its product heavy metal-associated isoprenylated plant protein 39-like. NCBI's taxonomy places the organism in Eukaryota, Viridiplantae, Streptophyta, Magnoliopsida, Celastrales, Celastraceae. The record is from RefSeq and is a predicted model, not a curated record. Gene Ontology annotation, molecular function: metal ion binding. The transcript has 3 exons. Bases 313 to 696 code for a protein of 127 amino acids.
UCAUUUUCAAGUUUGCUUACGCCUCAGCAUCAUUAACACCGAAUGAUUCGAUUUUGUCUCUCUCUUCCUUUAUUUUAUACUUCUUUUCAAGAAACAGCAUUAAUACUCCCUAUUCGGUCUUAUCUCCCGACUCUCUCUAACCUUCUCCUCUCUGUUUUCGAUCUGCGCACAGAAUCUCUGUAAAGGCAAUCCACCAAUGAAGAAGGUUGUAUUAAAGUUGGAUUUACAUGAUGACAAAGGCAAGCAGAAGGCUCUCAAGACUGUCUCUACUCUUUCUGUUAUUUGAUUUAUUUAGGAAUCGAUUCGAUCUCCAUGGACAUGAAAGAGAAGAAAUUGACAGUAAUUGGGUCAGUUGAUCCGGUGAAUGUAGUUAGCAAGUUGCGCAAAUAUUGGCAAACAGACAUAGUCUCAAUAGGACCAGCAAAAGAGCCCGAGAAGAAAGAAGAACCAAAGAAGGAAGAAGCAAAGAAAGAAGACGAACCCAAGAAGGAGGAAGCCAAGAAAGAAGAACCCAGUAAGGAAGAACCCAAAAAGGAGGAAGAGAAGAAAGAAGAACAGAAGAAGAAAGAGCAGCCACCAGUACCAGAUCCUGUUUUGGAACUAGUCAAGGCCUACAGAGCAUACAAUCCUCACAUGACCAGUUAUUACUAUGACCAGAGUAUGGAAGAGAAUCCAAAUCCCUGUGUUAUUUGUUAAACAGGCAGGCCGUGAUUCUCUUAUGUUCCGAAUUCUGAUUAAGCUCUUAUGAUCAGUGCCUGCAAAGGCGCGUAGGAGGCAACAUCCAAGUGGAAUGGGAGGUAUUGUAUAUAUUUGGUGAUGCCUCAUUGAUCUAUUUACAUAUAUGUGUUGUUGUUGUGUAUAUUCUUGAAUUCACUUUGAAUACAACAAUUACCUUUAAAUUAACAAGAAUCAAUCAGUUUUGCCUGAACAAUAUGUUAUAGUUGAUUGAUCUCUAUAUAUUCGACUAGUUUAAGUUGUGUAGUCAAUUCAUUUUUGCCAAAAUGAAUAUCAUAUGUAUAGACUUUCUCUUGCCUGUACAUU